AAUCUAGAGAUAAAUUAUCGUUAAAACAUUUUGCACGGCGAGAAUCGGUAUAUUUCUAGGGUCUAGAUCUAUUAGAUAUUGAGGGCCUAGAUAUUAUAAAAUAACUAGUGUAACUAGUCUAGAUCUAUUCAUCAUCACCCGUCAUCGAUAAGAUGCAGGCUUUCACAUUUUGACUAAGGAAAUGGCAUUUAGCAAUUUACCUACAACCAAAGAUGUACUGGGAGAACAUUUGUUUUACAAAGUUGAAGAAUCACUCUCUACUUACUUUGCAAAUUAUGAGGUUUUGCCAGAUGGACAGUCCAGUCCUGCAGAAAAAAUUACAGGAAUGUUACUGGAAAGGUCAAUAAAAGAUGUCAACCAUAUGUUGACUGAUCAGAUGUUCUUACUGGACAAUAUCCAUGAAGCUCUUGUGUUUCUUAUUGAAGAUAAGUUAUCAGACAAGUUGCUUCAACAAAAAUCAAGUAAGUCUUUGUCUUGUGAUGAACUAGGAGAAAUAUUGUACUUUAAGGUUAGAAAACUUGAAGGCAACAAUGCUUCCUGUAUAACAGGGAUGUUGCUUGACCAAGAUAUAUCCAGUCUGGUUAGCUUGCUACAAGAUGAUAACUUAUUGAAGAUGGCUGUGAAUAAAGCAAAGGAAUCUCUCAAUUCUCAUGAACCAUCCAGGCUAGCAGACACUAAUGUAGUGGAUAAAGACAACAUAGCCUUCCAAUGUCCAGUCUCCAAUAAUAUAGAUUGCCCUGUGUGUAGUCAAUAUGAUGUGAAAAACUGCAAAGAGUCUUUGGGUCUACACAUCUUCAAUGAAGUUAUUAAAGUUCACCCAGAUAUCAACACAGCUUCUAAGCUCACAGGAAUGAUACUGGAAAUGGAUCAAUCAUCUCUACGUAAUAUUUUUUCUAAAAAGCAUUUAAUUCAAUGUGUUAUUGAUAAAGCAUUCAAAACUUUAAUAAAUAGUUCCUGAUAUCAAAAUUCUACUUGUGGUCUGUAUCCUAACUUGAACCAUGACAUUAGUUUAUGAUACACAUACAGUAUAUAAAUAGAUUCACUUCAUGAAAAUAGCUAAGAUAAUUGAAGUUUGUUUUUGGUCUGCCUUACAUCGUUUUACUUUAAAAAACAGAUUUGUAGAAAUAUUAAUAAAUUGUUAAAUGAAACAAUUGUUUUAAUAAACCCAAUGAAAUCUUGUUGUUUAAUCAAGAUCAAGCUAGUAUUUUUGUGUAUUCUGACCUUUUACAUGUGUAAAUAAACCUAGGUUAAAUCUGUUUCAAUUUUGGAACUUCUGGAUAUUUCUAUUUUGUGUUAAAACUAAAAACCUAUAAAUCUUUUACCACUUUUUUAUGCUGUUAAAAAAAAAGUCUUUUUAAAAAGUGUACACCUUUUUUUUUUCUUCUGUUAUAUAAUAAUGUGAUAUUUUGUUCUGUCUUGUUAUGUUUAUGCCUUUUAUUUUUUUAAAGUAAUGUAUUUUUUUAUUUUUUUGUGAUAAAUAUAUGCAAUGGAAUUUGAAAAAUAGACCCUUAAGUUGUUUGUUAUUUUGGCACUCUAGUUUAGAGAUAGCCUCUACUUCAAUCACAAGGUAGUGUGCUAUCAUCAAGAACUAGUUCUAUCAUUGAACUCCAUUAGAGUGAUAGAAUUAGAUCAUGCCAUGCUGUGCUGGUAGUUCAUGUUAGCAGACAUUUCAUAGAUAAAGGACAGCUAUUUGUUUUGUUCAACAGAAAGCUUCUGUUAUGUGAAAGGACCAGUCUUCAUGUCUACAGAUGAUAGUUCAUAACAAGAGGACAAGACAGGAUUGGACCAAUUGGCCAAUCAUCAUAAUUCUAUACUAUAAAAGUUGCCACUUUUAAAUACAUAGGCUACAAUGAGAGUAGUGAAAGAAAUGUUUCAUUUCUUCUCAGAACAGCAGAAAGAUACUGAAUGUAUAGUCCACUAGUUUACAUAAGGCUUGGGCUGUUAGUCAGUUUUCUUAACAUGUUGAGACAAGCUGUUGGUCAGUAUUCAUGACAUGGAGAGACUUGGGUAUUUGGUCAGUAUUCAUUAGAUGGUGAGACAGGCUGUUGGUCAGUAUUCAUGACAUGGUGAGACUUGGGUAUUUGGUCAGUAUUCAUUACAUGGUGAGACAGGGUGUUGGUCAGUAUUCAUAACAUGGAGAGACAGGCUGUUGGUCAGUAUUCAUAACAUGGAGAGACUUUAGCCAUUGGUCAGUAUUGGUAACAAUAGGAAAAACCUCUACAAAAGUUAUUUUACAAAGUAUCUUUGGGAAAUAUUUAGUGUUCUUAUAGUCUAAAUGUUAUUUUACACUUGGUUGCUUUACUGUGACACUAAACAAAGUCUCAAGAUUCGAUGUGUGUGCAUGUAUCUGCCUCAUUAGGAUAAACAACUCUGUCAAGUGGACGAUAACAAACUCUUAAGCAAUUAAAUCGUUGAACAAAAUGUAAUGUAACUCUUAUAGAUUUCACAUGGGAUAUUAAAGAGAAACUGGGGUAUGAACAUAUAGUUUGUAUGCUAUCGUACAAAUUGUCUGCUCUUAUAAUGUAGUGUUAUGUUUAAUGAACAAUUGUAAAACAAAUUACUCCACAGGUGAUGAAGAUUAUUAUAAUUAUUAUGUUUAAUGUUAUCAAAUAAUAAAAUUCUAAUUGACAUGAUACUUGA
Messenger RNA from Biomphalaria glabrata, 2640 nucleotides. RefSeq lists its product as uncharacterized. Gene Ontology annotation, molecular function: RNA binding. Lineage: Eukaryota; Metazoa; Mollusca; Gastropoda; Planorbidae. The record is from RefSeq and is a predicted model, not a curated record. The transcript is spliced from 6 exons. Bases 182 to 958 code for a protein of 258 amino acids. Gene Ontology annotation, cellular component: nucleus. Gene Ontology annotation, biological process: protein polyubiquitination; regulation of double-strand break repair.